Molecule: messenger RNA, 1764 nt
Organism: Cheilinus undulatus (humphead wrasse)
Lineage: Eukaryota; Metazoa; Chordata; Actinopteri; Labriformes; Labridae
Gene: ubiad1
Product: UbiA prenyltransferase domain containing 1
Exons: 3
Coding region: 235-1284 (349 amino acids)
Biological process (GO): vitamin K biosynthetic process; menaquinone biosynthetic process
Cellular component (GO): endoplasmic reticulum; Golgi membrane
Molecular function (GO): prenyltransferase activity
Source: RefSeq, a predicted model, not a curated record
GGAGGAAAUGGCGCCCGUCAGGUGCAGAAGGGUUUACAGUGGCCAGCCAGUCAAGUACCCUCGAAGCUGACACGUAGGCUAACAGACCUCCUCCGACCAUAGCCGGCUCAGCGAGCACAGAAAUAUGUUUUUAGGUAAAGAGAAGCGCAGAUUGAGUCGGAUGGUGAAAACGUAACAGGAACCCCAGACUGACAUUUGGGAAUAUUGCUGUGACUGUAAACCCCUCGCACAGGAAUGGCCAAAGAGCUGAAACAAAGCAGGGCAGAAACAUUUGUACUGCAUGGAUCAAAUGGACACAAUGGCCAGCAGUGGCAGACUGGUAUGAAUAACUUAACCAGCCACUCUCAGGGCCAAAACCGCACGUCGAGGAUGGCCCGGGUGGCUUCAGAUGUGAGGCACAAGUGUGCUGCCUAUGUGCUCGCGCUGAGGCCUUGGAGCUUCAGUGCCUCGCUCACUCCGGUGGCCCUCGGCAGCGCUUUGGCGUACAAACUGGAGGGCUCUGUGGACUUGGUAAUCCUCAUGGUGUGCGCGGUGGCUGUCCUGGUAGUUCACGGGGCGGGGAACCUUGUGAACACCUACUAUGACUUCUCCAAAGGAAUCGACCACAAGAAGAGUGACGAUAGGACUCUUGUGGAUGAAAUCUUGGCACCACAGGAUGUUGUCAUGUUUGGAGCUUUGUUAUACUCUUUGGGGUGCUUGUGUGCCACUCUGCUCUACUUCCUGUCUACACUGAGACUGGAGCACCUAGCCCUUAUUUACUUUGGUGGACUCUCCAGCUCUUUUUUAUACACAGGAGGCAUUGGCCUCAAGUAUGUUGCUCUGGGAGAUGUGGUCAUCCUCAUUACCUUCGGCCCGCUGGCAGUCAUGUUUGCUCAUGCUGUGCAGGUCGGCUACCUGUCUGUGCUGCCACUGGUGUACGCCGUUCCCCUGGCCCUCAACACAGAAGCCAUCCUCCACAGCAACAACACCAGAGACAUGGACUCUGACAAGCAGGCGGGCAUCGUCACCCUGGCCAUCCUCAUAGGCCCCACGCUAUCUUACAUCCUCUACAACCUCUUGCUCUUCGUCCCCUACGUGCUCUUCUGCAUCCUUGCCACCCGUUACACCAUCAGCAUGGCGCUGCCUCUGCUCACGCUGCCCAUGGCCUUCCCGCUGGAGAAGCAGUUUCGCAGCCGGUGCUACGCCAAGAUCCCUCAGAAAACGGCCAAGCUCAACUUGCUAAUGGGACUUUUCUACGUGUUUGGGAUCAUUCUGGCACCUCCAGGCAGCUUGCCGCUCCUGUGAUGAAUUAGCAUUGAAAUUUCAACAAUUUAUUGUUUUAAUACAGACUAGUUUAUGUACCUCUUUGUAUUUGUACAAAGCUAUCUGAGGGCUUUCAUUGGCUUUAAUUUAUUGUCUAAUUUAUAUGUUGAAGAGAUUUAGUUUAGGUCCUCCUCUGACACUGAAGGCAGAAUCAGUUGGAUUUUUUCGGUAUUAAGCUCGCUGUAACAUGUCGCUAAAAUUAAGAAAUGUUGGCAUCAUAAUGUAGAGGUAGGCAACAUUUUCAUCAUUUAAGGCCAGAAAAUAAACCUACUGAUGCCAUAAUUGUUGAUCAAGACAUAAGUCCUAACAUUGACAGCCACAAACAUCAAAAAAGCAUCAUCACCAAACUCUCAACAUUGUACUCUUUAUGGUACACAAUGAUAAAUUUGUUUGUUUUAUAUGUUUUAUUUUGGAGAGCCAAAUAGUAUUUUAUUGGAUUGUAAUAAAACUCACAGAUGCUGA